Molecule: messenger RNA, 5311 nt
Organism: Ctenopharyngodon idella (grass carp)
Lineage: Eukaryota; Metazoa; Chordata; Actinopteri; Cypriniformes; Xenocyprididae
Product: C-type mannose receptor 2-like
Exons: 6
Coding region: 86-1192 (368 amino acids)
Source: RefSeq, a predicted model, not a curated record
GAUGAAAGCAGAUAUAAUGAUCACACUGUUUAAAGCUGCAGACAGAAACAUCAGACUCAGGACAGAAACACACGACCUCUAAAAAAUGGAGCAAACUCUAUAUUUCAUUCUUCUUCUCAUUGCUCUCUGCUCCGUAUCUGAAUGUGUUCAGCGUCAGUAUCACUUUAUAAACGUGACGAAGACCUGGACUGAAGCUCAGAGAUACUGCAGAGAGAAUUACACAGAUCUGGCCACCGUUGACAACAUGAACGACAUGAAUGAGCUGAAGAAGAGUGUGAAUGAUGGACAUGUCUGGAUUGGGCUGGAGAAGACGGGUGUUGAUAAAUGGCAGUGGUCUUCAGGUGAUCCUGCGCUCUAUCUGAACUGGGGAUCUGGACAACCUGAUGGCAGAGAUGAGUGUGUUAUGAUGAGAAAUGGACAAUGGCAUGAUGGGUCAUGUAGUAACAGCCUGACUUUCAUCUGCAGUUCAUCUAACAACAUGAACACAGGACUCGUCUUUGUCAAUCAGAUGAAGAAUUGGAGAGACGCUCAGAGUUACUGCAGACAGAAUCACAUUGAUCUGGUCAGUGUGAGGAACCAGAAUGAGAGUCAACAGCUUCAGAAGUUCAUCAAUGAUAGUCUCAUAUCUGGUGAUGUCUGGAUCGGUCUGUUCAGAGACUCAUGGCAGUGGUCAGAUCAGAGUAACUCCUCAUUCAGAUACUGGAAUACUGGUGAACCUAAUAAUGUUGGAGGAAAUCAAAUCUGUGCAGAGAUUUAUCCGAACGCUCAGGGACAAUGGAAUGACGCCCCUUGCAGCGAACAACAUCCUUUUGUGUGUCAUGAAGAUAAACUGAUUCUGAUCAAAGAGAAUCUGACGUGGUCUGAAGCUCUGAGAUACUGCAGACAGAAUCAUACGGAUCUGGUCUCGGUUCAUUCAGAAGAGAUGCAGCGUGAGGUGAUGAAUGUGGUUAAACAGGCGUCUACUGAGGAGGUGUGGUUGGGUUUACGUUACUCCCACAUUUUGGGCAUCUGGUACUGGGUGAGCGGAGACACCGUGUGCUAUCAGAACUGGGCUCCAGGGAACGGCACAGCAGUGGAGAACUGUGAGUCUGCAGUGAGAUCUGGAGCAGUUCAGUCUGGAGGAGAUCAGCGCUGGAUCAGCCGUCCUGAGACUGACAAACUCAACUUCAUCUGCAGCAGAUAUGAAGAGUGAAUAGAUACACAUACAUUUCAUGUAAGAUAACAAAUGCUUGAGUGUUCACUUCCUUUAACUUCAGUUUCAUUCAUCACUUGGUUGUAAAGUAAUAUUUUCACCCUCAGUAGGCAGUUGUAUCUGAGGGUGAUGGUCUCUUUCAAAACACUGCUUCAUGAAGCUUUAAGAAUCUUUUGUUGCGAAUAAGUUACUUUUUUUAAACAUUUCGAAAUUUUAAUGGUUUGCCGCUAUGAUCUCUGUGAAGAUUACCUUUUCAAUAGGCCUUUAUCACACUUUCAUUGAAAAGCGUAAGCUUCAAAUAGUAGCGUAAGAACUUCUGCUGUCGCCUGAAUCAAUGGCUGUGCUCAUAGCACGCGAUUGUUGUGAUUUAUUUAUGUCAAAUUCAGCACAGAAACUUCUUCUAAAGACACCGACCUCAGUUUACAGUCAUUAAUUGAGUAUUGUGAAACACAGAAAAAGGUGUCAUGAUAUUCUGACGAAUAGUUCAUGAUUUAAAGGGUGAAAGUCAUACUGUAUGUGUAUGUGCAAUACUUCAGAGUCUGAUCACCUUAUUUUAUUACAGAUCUCAAGAAUACAAUAUAAACAACAGAUCACAUUAAAGAGCAUUACAAUUAGACAACGCUUACAAUAUUAAUUACUACUCAAAUCUGUUUGGGGGAGAUUUAAUUAAAGGUUUGGGGAAACUUAUUGUAUUAAACAAUAAUGAUCACAUUUUUUCAUCCACUUUACGAUGCAGUCAUCAAUAAUCAGAUUAAAUUGAAGUUUGAUUAUUCAAAAAUAUCUGGUUAGAUCAUCAUAAACGAGUCAUAUCCUCUGUGUUUGAGUGCAGUGAUUGGAUAGCAAAAAUGGGUGGCAAAAAUAAACAAAAUAGCAUUAAAAAUAAAAUUAAAUGAGUCUGAUGAUUCCUCUGGCAGUAACUUGAGCUGUGUGCUGCUAAUGUCUGACAGCGCUGACGAUCACGUCUCUCAGAUAAUGAUACACAAUAAAAUAAGAGACUUACACAGUAGGGUAUCAUGUAAGUAAGGGAUAAUGUACAUCCGCUUCACGUUGGGGUCCUGAUCACCCUGUCGGGGUUUAUUCUGAGAUAACAACCGGAUGGAUGUACAUUAUCCCGCUUAUUACACGGCUACUUGCCACAUAAGUAAAUAAUUAGACACGAAAUAGAUAUACAAGAUAUUGAUCUGAGAUUAAACUGAUUUAAAAUCGUACCUGUUUGUUAUCUUAAUCCAUUACAGUGAACAAAACAAUAGUCGCAAAAUGGCAGCAGCUGCGUUUGUAUGAAACGAGAGAGCGAUACCGGAUGACAUAAUGAAAUAACUACAAAAUUUGACUGCUUUUUAAUAUUUUAUUAGCUCACCAAAGGCAAAACUUCCACGAGGAAAAACCGUUCCUAGCAAGCACAUAGCGCUGCAGACUUCAGUAACCCGGAUGAGCCUGUGUUAACUGUUUUCAGCGGUUGUUAUCGGGGAACAACAUACCGCUGGAUGGCGCCAUUGACCAAUCAGAAUCAAGUAUUCCACAGAGCCGUGUAAUAAGUCUAAAUAAACAGUUUCAAAUAUUGGCGUUUGUUGUUCAGUUGUUAAAGGGGUGAUGAACUGAGAAAUCAAAUCUUCCUUGAGCUUUUGACAUAUUAGAGGUCAUCAUACUAUAAGAAUAUCCUGUAAGUUUCAGAACUGAAAACUUCCUUGUUAGUCCAAUAAAAGCUUUUAUUGACACCAGACCCAGCAAACGACAGGUUUUUCAAAGUGGGGAUCUAUGACGUCAAAGGGCAGCAAGCACCGCCUUCGCAGAAGAAGAUCAACGCCUACUUCAUCACUGCCUGUUUAGCCCCGCCUACCGAUUCACGCAUGACAUGCAACAGAAUAGGUAGAUUAAGUAACAUAGUAACAUAGGCCUAUGUGGUGCUAAACCAGAUCGAGCUACCAAGCAAUAAACAUGCCGUUGAGGAUUACAAAAUAUUGUGCAGUGCCUGGACUCGACAGUAAUGCAACAUGUAAGUCACUGUGUUAAAUCUAAUGCCUGAUCUGAAAUUAAUGAUUCACGUACAGUCAGAUGUUCUUUGUCUGUGUGUCAGUAAAUCAAACCCAUGACUAAACGUCAACUUGCAUUGUUUCUCUUAGUAGGAUUAAAAUAAUCUGUUAUUAAACGGUGAUUGAAUUAUAUAAAGAAAGCGAUCAAAGAAAGCUCCCUUUGUAAUCGUUGGAGCAGCGCGCUGAAGCUGUCAAUCAAACAGAGCGAGUUUAUCAGUGACCGAGUUCUGGACAUGCGCAAAAACUCCCGUUUUAUUCAACGAAUCUCUUAGUUAUAUCGUGUUUGCAAUGUUAGUGAAGAUGAAAGCAUUUGUUAGUGUACAGAAUUGAGUUGCAAUGAUGAGAUCACUGCUUUCCUGAGCUCAACAUGUCUGUGAUCGACUACAGUGUUCAUCUCUGCAACCUUUCAUGCCACUAUAGAGUACCUCAGGGAUGACGUGUUUUUGUAGGCCAACCCGGAAGUUAGCGGCGCACGGGUUCCCUCAAUCGAAAGCCUAUGCAUUUUUCCCAUAGACUUUUGGAAAAUCGCAAAAAAUAAGCUCUGUGUUUAACAAAGGGUUAUGACACUUACACGUUUUGUCUAUCAAGAUAAUCUUUACAAGUUAACACAACAUUUAUACAUUUUGAAGCCUAAAUAAAGUGGUCAGGUAUAAAAAGCUAACAGUAGGCUAUAAACGGACUACAGCACACCAUGGUCGCGGAUCAACGUCACCACCACCAAGCUUCCUCAAACUUUAUUAAAAAACAACUUUAUUUAAAAACAUGCUCGCUGAUUAUGAUCUGCGCUGUGUAUGAAUACUUAUCCACUUUUUCAUGAGAAAUGCUGUCCAAAUGUCUUGUUUGUCAUGAUGACGUCUAAAGUCCCCGCCAAAGAAAGUAGUCCCUUUCAGCAAUUUGUUAGCAACUGCCGUCUUUAAGACACAAUAAAGGUUUAAAACAUCACAAGCAGGUUAUAACUGGUGUGUUUUAUGUCAUAGAUCAAAACAUGAAAAUAUUUAGAGGCUUUGUUAACCACAGACCUUAUUUCGGGCGAUUUAGCAAAAACCCAUUCAAAAAACCCAUAACUCACUUCCGGUUUUGCCUACAAAAACACGUCAUCCCUGAGGUACUCUAUUUAAAUAUAAUGCCACGAUCUAAAUAUAAUGCCAUAGAUCUAAAUGUAAUGUAGCACUUUUCAUGAUUAGUUAACCUUGAGAGCUGUUAUAGUAAAAAUGUGCUAAAAGUUUUCGAGAGUGUAAUACUUGGCUAAUUCAAAUGCGAAGAUGUCAGCCAAUCACAGCAGUGGGCGUUUACACUGAAGUCUCACACAGACACGCCCCUUAAAACAGAGCGUUCAAAUCAGAGGCUAAAAUCAGGGUAGAAAAAAUGCCUUUUAUUUCUAAAUUAUGACAAUUUUGGAUGUAAAAAGCAUAUUAACAUUAUAAGUGCACCCCAGGAAACAUUAUAAAACAAUAAAACAACGCAGUUCAUGACCGCUUUAAUUGUUAAGAGCCUCGAUGUCCACUGUUUGCUUUCACAAACUCUUUCUGUCUCGUUUUGUGUUAUUUACUAACUUCAGAGUUAACUGAAUUUUGUGAGGGGUCAAAGGGCAUCAUACACUCAUCAUUAUACUGUAUGUUUAUACUGUUUUCUUUCUAUUCUAUCAUGAUAUAAUUCAUGUAACUGAAGAUGGUGUGAGUUUUUUAAAUUCCUCAUUUGUGUUUUAAGGAUCUCUGUAUGCUGUUGUGGCUACUUCUCUCUCUUAUAUUGAGUUUCAUGUGUUAAUCAUGACUUUAUAUUAGAAAUGACUGGAUGAAUGUGAAUCAAUGAGCACCAACAUUAUGUGCCUCAGCUAAAUGAAAUAUUGUUUAUUCAUGAAGGAGUGAAGGUUGGGUAUAAAAUAUCUAAUUCUUUUGUGCUAAACAUAAAAGAACGUGUCAACAACAGCAGCUCAAAUAAACUCAUGUACAACCAGCAAUCUGAUCUCUUGACUGUUUCCCAACAUCAGAAUGAUCAUUAUAUCACAAAAUCCAACAUGGUUUAAAUCAUAUUUCAAACAUUUUGAGGAUACAUAAGCUGUGUAUUAAUUCAGAUACUGCAUCCUUCGAAG